AUGUUCGCCCGCUGCAGUAGCUUUAGAGUGGCAGCCGUGGAGGUCAUUCCAAACAGGCGGAUAUCAAUUGCUCCGUGUUAGCUAAGAAGCACCGCGAUCAGAAAUGGUGAUCCUAACCGAAGACCCAGCUUUUCUCAAGCUGAGAAGUUUGAGCCCAAUAACGAAACCACUACGGUUGAAGGAUUUAUUCGACAAGGAUCCCUCGAGAGCGGAGAAAUAUACGCUCAAACUCCAAUCUGGACCCGAAACUCUCCUGGUCGAUUACUCUAAGAACUUGAUCAACGAUGAAAUCAUGGCGGGUCUCCUGGAACUCGCCAAGAACCGAGGUGUGGAGGCUAUGCGGGAUCGAAUGUUCAAGGGCGAGAAGAUCAACUUCACCGAGGAUCGUGCCGUUCUUCAUGUCGCUCUAAGGAACCGCUCGAACCGCCCAAUCGAAGUCGACGGGAAGGAUGUGAUGCCCGGAGUCAAUGCUGUGCUCGAGCACAUGCGUUCAUUCUGCCAUCAGGUCAUAUCCGGAGAAUGGAAAGGCUACACAGGCAAGAAGAUCACUGAUGUUGUCAACAUCGGAAUCGGAGGUUCGGAUUUGGGUCCAUUGAUGGUGACCGAAGCUCUCAGACCUUAUCAGAUCGGACCAAACGUUCACUUCAUAUCGAACGUGGACGGCACUCAUCUUUUCGAGACGUUGAAACGAGUCGAUCCCGAGACCACGCUAUUCAUCAUUGCCUCGAAAACUUUCACCACACAGGAAACGAUCACGAACGCAGAGUCGGCCAAAAUCUGGUUCCUCGGCAAAGCCGGCGACAAGAGCCAUGUGGCGAAACACUUCGUCGCUCUCUCGACGAACGCUGCCAAGGUCACCGCGUUCGGCAUUGAUAAGGAGAACAUGUUCGAAUUCUGGGACUGGGUCGGCGGUCGCUAUUCGCUCUGGUCAGCCAUCGGUCUUUCCAUCGCCCUAUUCAUCGGCAUGGCGAACUUUGAGAAACUCCUCACAGGAGCCCAUUUCAUGGAUGAGCACUUCAGGACAACGCCGUUGGAAAAGAACAUCCCGGUCAUACUCGCCUUGAUUGGGUCUUGGUACAUCAAUUUCCUUGGCGCGGACACUCACUGUCUGCUACCGUACGACCAAUACCUCCAUCGGUUCGCCGCCUACUUCCAACAAGGAGAUAUGGAGUCCAACGGAAAAUACGUGCAACGUGACGGGCGAAUCGUCGAACAUGAAACGGGGCCGAUCGUUUGGGGGGAACCUGGAACCAACGGCCAACACGCUUUCUACCAACUUAUACACCAGGGGACAAAACUCAUUCCGUGUGACUUCAUCGCGCCCGCGAAGACUCACAACCCGAUCCAAGGGGGCAUUCACCAUAAAAUUCUGCUCGCCAAUUUCCUGGCUCAGACUGAAGCGCUGAUGAAGGGCAAGAGCUCCGAAGAGGCCAAGGCGGAAUUGGAAGCAUCCGGAUUGAAGGGGGAGGCUUUGGAAAAGAUCCUGCCUCACAAGGUAUUCCGUGGAAAUCGACCCACCAACUCCAUCAUGGUCCAGGAAGUGACACCCUUCACCCUCGGCGCCCUAAUCGCGAUGUAUGAGCACAAAAUUUUCGUCCAAGGAAUCAUCUGGGACAUCAACUCAUACGACCAAUGGGGAGUCGAACUCGGUAAACAGCUCGCGAAGGUCAUCCAGCCCGAACUUGAAGGAAAAGAACCGGUUUCCUCGCAUGACCAGUCUACGAACCAGCUCAUUAACUUCAUCAAAAGCUUCAAUUAGACUCGAACACAGGACGUAUUGACCAUCGAUCCCAGAGCCGAACGUCCCCACUAAACCCGUUCCUUCGGAGAAGACGUUUAAUCAGAUAAUAUUACAUGAGAUAAAUCAGGCGUCAUCAUCGAUUUUAGUGGUUGUCGACUUAGAACGCGCUUGUUGACGUGAUGCGGCUAAUUAUGUUCGAAGUCCAGCAGCAUUCUGAAGUGCAAUAGUUUUUGAUUCUCAACUCUGUUGAGAUUAGAGCAUCGUAGAGCGGGCAGUGCACACGCAAGAUUCGGAUGAGCGAUAAAAUGUUGACGUGUUUCCUUGUUGUACCAUUGUUCUUUCAGAAUGAACGUCAAGCGGACAAUAAAUAAUUUUGUUGCCAACCUGAAAA
This is a messenger RNA of Galendromus occidentalis (western predatory mite), 2132 nucleotides long. RefSeq names its product glucose-6-phosphate isomerase (gene Pgi). Gene Ontology annotation, biological process: gluconeogenesis; glycolytic process; glucose 6-phosphate metabolic process. The coding region runs from base 104 to 1759 and encodes 551 amino acids. The transcript has 11 exons. Gene Ontology annotation, molecular function: glucose-6-phosphate isomerase activity; monosaccharide binding; carbohydrate derivative binding. The record is from RefSeq and is a predicted model, not a curated record. Gene Ontology annotation, cellular component: cytosol. Lineage: Eukaryota; Metazoa; Arthropoda; Arachnida; Mesostigmata; Phytoseiidae.